AUGAGUAAUCCUGCUUUAACUGAAUGUCUGUCAUUUGGGGCCGGAGACCAUUGUCUGGGUCAACAAGCUGUGCCAUUUCUAACCAACCUGCAGGCUUCUCUCAAGGUUUUUCUGUUGCAUGGGAACUUGGACAUUUGGAUCAGGGAGGCCAAAAACCUUCCCAACAUGGAUGUUCCUAAAAAUCUAGGACAAAUGCUUUCGAUAUUGCCUGGGAAAGUUGUCAGCCAUAUAGAAGACCAGAUGUCUAAGAAAAUGACCAGUGAUCCCUAUGUCGUAGUCUCACUAUCAGGUGCUAUAAUUGCCAGGACUCGUGUGAUUCCUAACAGUGAAAACCCUGAUUGGAUGCAGCAUUUUAAUGUCCCCGUAGCACAUUCUGCUGCUGAAGUGCUUUUUGUUGUCAAUGACGAGGAUCCUACUGGUUCCGAUAUUAUAGGUGUUGUGGGAAUUCCAGUGGAGGAAUUAUACUCUGGGAUGAAGAUUGAUGGAACCUUCCCCAUUCUUAGUGACAGUGGGGAGCCUUGUAAGGCUGGUGCUGCAUUGAGUUUGUCGAUUCAGUACACCCAAGUGGAGAAAGUCGUGAACCUUUAUCAAGGGGUCCCAGGUACCUACUUUCCACUUAGGAGAGGUGGAAAAGUGACACUCUAUCAAGAUGCACAUGUUCAUGUUGAUGAUCAUGAACAUGGUUGCCUUCCCAAUUUGAAGCUUGAUGGUGAUGUUCAAUAUGAGCACAGGGAUUGUUGGCAUGACAUCUAUGAAGCAAUAAAACAGGCAAAACGUUUGAUAUACAUUGCAGGGUGGUCGGUGAACCACAAUGUUAGACUGAUUCGAGAUGGUAAUAUUGCAACAACUGAUGAUUGCAUGUUGGGGGAUCUGCUCAAGGCCAAAGCACAGCAAGGUGUAAGGGUGCUGCUCCUUGUAUGGAAUGAUCCUUCUUCUAUCAGCAUUGCGGGAUAUAAACAGGAAGGCAAAAUGAAAACCAACGAUGCCGAGACUCGCGAUUUUUUCAAGCACACUAAGGUGCAAGUGCAACUGUGCCUCCGACCUGCCUGGACCAAUCAUAGCUGGGCCGAGAAAUUGGAAUUUCGCAAAUGUAUCUAUUCCCACCAUCAGAAAACAGUGAUUGUGGAUGCUGACGCAGGUCACAAGAAAAGAAAGAUAGUAGCAUUUAUUGGAGGUCUUGAUCUAUGCAUUGGCCGAUAUGACACUCCAAAACAUCCUCUUUUCAGGACUUUACAAACUGUGCACAAAGACGACUAUAAUAACCCUACCUUCAAGGAGCCUCCUGUUGGUUGUCCAAGACAACCAUGGCAUGAUUUGCAUUCUCGUAUUGAUGGUCCUGCUGCAUGGGACAUCCUCACCAAUUUUAAGGAGCGCUGGUUGAGGGCAUCAAAACAACAUGAUAAUGCGCAACACAAAUUUGAAAGCUAUUAUGCUGAUAUCAUUAAUGGGAUGGCAGAUAUUCCUUCCCAAAGUCACAAUGAUCCUGAGGAUUGGCAUGUACAGGUUUUUCGUUCAAUUGAUUCCAUUUCUGUGAAAGGAUUUCCGGAUCUGAAGGACUCAAAAGGUGCUAUGGAAAAGAAUCUUGUAUACGGGAAGAAUGUGCUGAUAGACAUGAGCAUCCAUACAGCAUAUGUGAAUGCAAUCCGCGCUGCCCAAAAAUUCAUUUAUAUUGAGAACCAGUUCUUCCUCGGAUCCUCGUUCAACUGGGAUUCUCACAAAGAUAUAGGUUCAAACAAUUUAAUACCAAUGGAAAUUGCUCUCAAAAUCGCCAACAAAAUAAAAGCCAAUGAGAGAUUCUCUGCAUAUAUUGUUAUCCCAAUGCGGCCAGAAGGUGAUCCUACAGACUCUGUCAAUAAGCAGAUUCUCUAUUGGCAGCAUAAAACAAUGCAAAUGAUGUAUGAAAUUGUUUACAAGGCUUUAAAGGAGGUUGGACUAGAGAACAAGUAUGAGCCACAAGACUAUUUGAAUUUCUUUUGCCUUGGCAAUCGUGAGGCACCAGACAGGAAAGACAGUUUAGAUGCAGGAAAUCCAACUGCUGCAAGAACUUCUCAAGCUCUUACUCGGAAGAGUAGGCGUUUUAUGAUUUAUGUCCACUCAAAAGGAAUGAUUGUGGAUGAUGAGUAUGUCAUACUAGGGUCUGCAAAUAUCAACCACCGAUCAAUGUCAGGCACCAGAGACACUGAAAUAGCAAUGGGUGCAUUUCAACCCAAUCAUACGUGGAAAACAAAACAGUCUAGUCCCCAUGGACAGAUCUAUGGAUACAGGAUGUCAUUAUGGGCAGAGCAUACUGGAGUGUUGGAGGAAUGCUUCAAACAACCAGAGAGCCUUGAAUGUGUGAGACGGCUAAGGCUCAUGGGUGAGCUCAACUCGAAACAAUAUGCAGAUGAUGAUGUAACAGAAAUGAAGGGUCACCUAUUAAUGUAUCCUGUGGAAGUUGAUCGAACGGUCAAAGUGAAGCCUCUUCCUGGCUGUGAGACAUUCCCAGACGUGGGCGGGAAUGUAACAGGGGAUGUUCCUCUCAUUUUCAAAGAUCUCACUAUCUAA
This is a messenger RNA of Corylus avellana, 2544 nucleotides long. NCBI's taxonomy places the organism in Eukaryota, Viridiplantae, Streptophyta, Magnoliopsida, Fagales, Betulaceae. The record is from RefSeq and is a predicted model, not a curated record.